Molecule: messenger RNA, 3255 nt
Organism: Papaver somniferum (opium poppy)
Lineage: Eukaryota; Viridiplantae; Streptophyta; Magnoliopsida; Ranunculales; Papaveraceae
Product: leucine-rich repeat receptor-like tyrosine-protein kinase PXC3
Exons: 2
Coding region: 148-2934 (928 amino acids)
Biological process (GO): protein phosphorylation
Molecular function (GO): protein kinase activity; protein binding; ATP binding
Source: RefSeq, a predicted model, not a curated record
GUCAAAGUCUUUGUUAUGGUAGUCACUUUCCCUCCCAAAAAAAUUUCCACAAACAAACAGAAUCCUUGAAGAAAAAGGAUACAAAUUCUCUUGUUUAUCUUCACAAACCAAAACACAAACAUAUGAUAAGCUUUAGAAUUCACUGAAAUGAGCACCACAAGGUAUGUUCAUCAUGGCUCUUUUUGGUUUUCUGUGUUCUUGUUCUUCGAUUUCAUUUCUCUUGUUUUCUCUGAACUUUCUAGUAAUCAAAGAGGAACCAUGAUUAGGUUAUCAAAUUCAGUUAAUAAUAAAAGUUGGAAUACCACAAACCCAAAUCCUUGUCUAUGGAAAGGGGUCAAUUGUAGUUCUACUGGUGUCUCUGUAACUAAUAUUUCUCUGUCAAGCUUAGGUCUUUCUAGUUCUGAUUUUCUCACUGAAUUAUGCCAAAUUGAUUCAUUAGAGGGUCUUGAUGUCUCAGUAAACUCUUUAUCUUCAAUCCCAGAUGUGUUUAUCUCAGAUUGUGGAAAACUUAAUGGGUUAAAGAUGUUGAAUUUUAGUCAGAACAAAUUAUCUGGGGUUUUGCCUAAUUUUACUGGGUUUUCUAGUUUGGUAUCUUUGGAUUUAUCCAUGAAUAACUUAAGUGGAAAAUUAGAUGGUUUGGUUGGCAAUUUUAAGGUUUUAGAGAAAUUACAGCUGUCAAGGAAUCAAUUUACAGGUUCUAUCCCUGAUGAGCUCUUCGGUUAUCAGAACCUAACCUUGAUUGAUCUUAGUGGUAAUAAGAUUUCUGGGGUUCUUUCAAAUUCAAUUGGAGAUCUCUCCAAAUUGAAUACACUACUCCUUUCUUCUAAUAAUUUGAGUGGUGAAAUCCCUAAUAGCCUUUCCAGUAUCAAAACCCUAAGACGUCUUGCUGCAAAUCAGAAUAGCUUUACUGGUAUGAUUCCUUCUGGAAUUUCUCAGUUUCUGCUGAGUUUGGAUCUCAGUUUCAAUAAUUUGGUAGGAUCCAUACCCAUUGAUCUCCUUUCCCCACCUAAGCUGGAGUAUGUUGAUCUUACUAACAAUUCACUUGUAGGGCCUAUUCCAGAAAACAUUUCUAUAACUCUGCUUCGAUUAAGAUUAGGUAGCAAUCUACUCAAUGGAAGCAUUCCAUCUGCGACCAUUGGGAAACUUCUUCAAUUAACUUAUCUCGAGCUCGGUAAUAAUAGCUUGGUUGGGGAAAUUCCUGUGGAGUUAGGAAACUGUGUGAAGUUAGCAUUGUUAGACCUGUCUCAGAAUAGAUUAUCUGGUUCAUUACCAAAGGAGUUAGGUAACCUUCGUCAGCUUCAAGUUAUGAAACUCCAAUCCAACCAGGUAUUUGGUGACAUUCCUGAUCGGAUUUCACAGUUGCAGAACUUGUUGGUAUUAAAUGUCAGCCAGAAUAAUCUUACUGGUUCAAUCCCAUCAGCAAUUUCAAGCUUAACAAAACUCGUGAACGUCAAUCUACAAGAUAAUAAGCUCAAUGGUUCAGUACCAGAUUCGUUCAGUAAGUUGAAUUUUCUAAUAGAACUCCAACUGGGAAAAAACUGUCUAUGUGGAAGGAUUCCAAAGAUGCCACCAAAUUUGCAGAUUGCACUUAAUCUUAGUAGCAACUGUUUUGAAGGAGCAAUCCCUGAAACCCUUGGUGGAUUAAGUGCGCUAGAGGUUCUAGAUAUCUCCAACAACAAUUUUUCAGGUAACGUCCCGGGAUUUCUCACUACAAUGGGCAGUCUGACACGACUAUUGCUUUUAAAUAAUCAUCUCUCGGGAAUUCUCCCAAAUUUCAACCCAUUCACUGUAGUUGAUAUAUCUGGAAAUAAGGAUCUCAUCAAAUCACCUACCAAUAAAACUCCUACUUCACCUACCAAUAAUACCUCUCGGAAGGCGAAAAUUUCAGUCCCUGUGGUUAUUCUAAUCACAGUUAUCAGUGUUGUUCUCGGUGCUGCAGUCGCUCUAACAAUUGUGUUAUUUGUUACAAGAAAGUAUUAUCGGGUUAAUGAUGUGAACACAUAUUCUGGAGAACAAAUUUCGCCUCCUCAGGUUAUCGAUGGUCAUUUAUUAACUGCAAAUAGAAUCCACAGAUCUAAUAUUGAUUUCACUGCAGCAAUGGUGUCAGUUAGUAAUACAUCGAAUGUUAUAAUUAAGAACAGAUUUUCGACCUAUUACAAAGCUGUUAUGCCAUGUGGGAGAGAUUAUUAUGUGAAGAAGCUGAAUUGGGAUGAUAACAUACUCCACCUUGGAAGCCGCGAGAAGUUUGCUAAAGAACUAGAGAUCCUGGGGAGGUUGAACAAUUCCAAUGUCAUGGUUCCAUUGGCGUAUGGAUUGACUGCUGAUAGUGCUUACCUCUUUUACGAGUACGCCCAAAAGGGAACUCUCUUUGAGGUUCUUCAUGGGAACUUGGGAAAGGUUUUGGACUGGACUAGCCGUUAUAGUAUAGCUGUGGGUAUAGCUCAAGGUCUGGUUUUUCUUCAUGGGUGCAGUAGUGGUUCGAUUCUCCUUCUCGACCUUUCAUCAAAAAGCAUUUUCCUGAAGUCCUUAAAGGAACCUCAGAUUGGUGAAAUUGAGCUUGUUGAGUUGAUCGGUCCGUCAAAAAAUACUGGAAGCCUUUCGACAGUUGCUGGUUCUGUUGGCUACAUUCCUCCAGAAUAUGCUUACAUAAUGAGAUUGACGGUGCCAGGGAAUGUCUACAGUUUUGGGGUUAUACUGUUGGAAUUGCUCACAGGAAAACCAGCAGUCAGUGAGGGGAUUGAGUUAGCCAAAUGGGCAUUGAGUAAUUCAACUGAUCGUGAUCAAAUUCUUGAUCCUACUGUCAGCAAAACAUCAAGUUGGGCUCGAAGUCAGAUGCUAUCAGUUCUUAAAAUUGCUUUAGGCUGUGUGAAUAUCUCCCCAGGAGCAAGGCCAAACAUGAAGAACGCGCUAAAUAUGCUUGUCAAUGCAAAGUAACAAAUUCUGCGAGUACCAACCUUGUCUGAGCAAAACAAAACAUCAAGGUCAUCCCGGCCCAUUGGUGUCCGAUUCUUUAUGCCUAAGUAGUAGUAGUUUAUACAACUAGUAUAUAUUGAUACAACUUGGACAGGGAAUGCAAAAUACCUGUCCUACUUUGUUAUAUAGGCUGCUCAAGUGAGCUAUUUUGUAGUUGUGUGUAUCUUUUAUCUAUCAUCUAGGAAUAUAUGCUUAUAGUGAUCUCCGCGGGUGUUGUAUUAUGGUGAAACUCUGUAUAUAUAAAUUUAUUAUAAUCAAGUAUCAACAUAUGGUCUUUGGGAA